AUGGGCUCUUUCGACUACAGCGAUGGCGUCUCUGUCGCCGAAUUAGUCGUCUACAUUCCCGCCUUCUUCAUUUCUGGUUUCCUUGUCUUUCGGCAGGGUUUCAUGACAAACUGUGGAUACCUUUUCCUCACAGCAUUUGCCCUCCUCCGAAUCAUCGGCCAUGUCUGCAACCUUAUCACACUCGAAAAGACCUCCAAGGACCUCACAAUCGCAUACAUGAUCUGCACAGCCAUCGGUAUUACACCUUUAAUGCUUGCCUGUUCAGGACAACUCUCUCGGGCUAACAACGGUAUUCGCGAACGCACCGGAAAGGGUUUCCAUUAUUUCCACUUCUUCGCAUUCCGCAUGCUCAACAUUCUCGCCGUCGCUUUGAGUAUCUACGGUCUCACUAAGAAUAUGACUCUCGAGGCAAUGGAGAACCCACCAGCUAUCUGCAAGGUCUCCAUGGCUAUCUACCUCGUUUCUUGGGUCAUCCUCAUGAUCAUGCUGUACAUCCUCUGGACCCGUCGCGACGGUCUUGAGCCUGGUGAUGGUCGCUGUCUCUUGGCUGUUGCCAUUUGCUCGCCAAUCCUGCUUGUCCGAACCAUCUACGCUGUUCUGAUCUUCUUCCUUAACAACGGCACCUUCAGCCUCGUCAACGCUAACGAGACUGUCGAGGUUCUCAUGAGUGUUAUCGAGGAGGUCGGUAUCACCGUCGUCCUUAUUGCUAUCGGUGUUACCCUCCAAUCUCGCAAGGAUGGUUACACCAAGCCUGAGGAUGAGGCUGGUAUGAUUCCUAAGUACGAGCAGACUGCGUAUGAGCCUGCCGGUACUCAGUACCAGCAGCCUCAGUGGCAACAGCCUACUCAGUACCAGAACCAGAGCCAGAACCAGAACAACCGCUAUGAGCCAACUCGCUAUGAGCAGGCCCAGUUUUAG
This is a messenger RNA of Penicillium malachiteum, 918 nucleotides long. RefSeq lists its product as uncharacterized. The transcript has 2 exons. NCBI's taxonomy places the organism in Eukaryota, Fungi, Ascomycota, Eurotiomycetes, Eurotiales, Aspergillaceae. The record is from RefSeq and is a predicted model, not a curated record. Bases 1 to 918 code for a protein of 305 amino acids.